AUGCUGAAUAAAUCGUUUUGGAUGUUGCAGCCGGAUACAUAUUGGAGAGAUAAUCUCUUUGAUGUUCUUGAUGUAACUCUAAAUUCGUCAACUAAUGUGUUUCUCGACGUUGAGGGCGAAUCGGCUUUAUCGUCAAAAAUGAUUGCCGGAGGAAAUUUCUUUGUGAAAUCAUCCCAAGCUUCUUCGCUUUUCUUUCAUCAGCUUUCUACUCAAAUAAGAAUUAAAUACACCACCGACAAUAACGUCAUGGGAGCAUUGUGUUCUAAAAGAUUUGCAUCAGUUAAGUGCGAGUAUAUCCCCUACCACACAAUUUCAAAUUGGAUAUGGAAUAAUUACAAAAUGAAACCAUCUCUAAUGCAGUUUGAUAGUUUAAUUUUACCUGGAACACUUGGCAAACUUGAGAGAAUGCACAAAGCUGGCGCAAAAUUCGUUCAUCCUGAUGGUACAUGCGUGUCGUUGGCUUCGACCAACGUCUCAACAUUGGUUGCGUUCGAUCAAACACUUCAUCUCGUCCUUCUACCAUCUCAUUUUAAUUUCUUUCAUUUCGCUCAUGGAAUAUGCGAGUCAAUUUGUCAUUUUUUCCCAUUCGUUGUUGAUUUUUUGUUAGAGCGAGAUCUUCCAAUGAAGGGGUGUUUCUAUAACUCACAUGGAUUUGCGUGUUGCAACGCCGCACUUCAAAAUCUCAUGGAAGAUAUCGCAAAGGACAUGCUGAACAAUGGAACAUUCCAUCGAUGCAAUGUUCAGAAAGUUGCAAAUGUCCUUCAGGAGAAAUGCGAAGAAACAUUUGGUGCUCCGUUUGAGACCAUUGUUGGAUUAUCUGACUACGCGGAGCGAAUUCACUUCAAGAGAACCAAUGUGUGCAAAGUUGAAAUUAAUGGAAGGUACAUCCUUGCUUACGAGACACCAGAUGAUACAACUGGUUUGCUACGUCGCAAAAGAAAUGACGAUCGCGAUGACAUUCAUGCUUACAACUACUGA
Messenger RNA from Caenorhabditis bovis, 978 nucleotides. The record is from the annotation of a GenBank genome assembly. Lineage: Eukaryota; Metazoa; Nematoda; Chromadorea; Rhabditida; Rhabditidae.